Aspergillus wentii DTO 134E9 is the source of this 1130-nucleotide messenger RNA. RefSeq names its product putative mating locus protein (gene MAT1-2-4). The transcript has 4 exons. Bases 192 to 932 code for a protein of 246 amino acids. Lineage: Eukaryota; Fungi; Ascomycota; Eurotiomycetes; Eurotiales; Aspergillaceae. The record is from RefSeq and is a predicted model, not a curated record.
GAACUAGCCACUCCUCAGAAAAGGAACACUAAAAUUCUUUCUUUCUCCUUCGACCUCCCACUCUCUUCAGACUAUCUCAUGACCCCCUGUCUUUCAAACUUCGUCAACUAUUGAUACACCCCCAUCCAAGACGACUAUCUCAAAUCAUCUCAAACCACGCCUCGCGUCUCAGAAUUGACUGCGCUUUUGCCAUGGAUCAAUACGGAAAUGCUCUUCUAAGGUACCUUGGUACGAUGGCACGAGAUGCCAGAUUUUCCUCUGAACAAAGAGAGCAAGCCACAUAUAUGGCGAUCUCAUUCCUCACCCAUAAGAAUACUUGCCGGCUCAUGGCCCAGAUUUCUGCUCUUACCAGCGAUGAAAUGACAAUCUAUCCCUCUCACCGAGUUGGAGCAGAUGAUUCAGAAUCUCCCGUUCGUCGCCAUGGGAAAUACCUACAAGCUAUCAUGACUGAUUUUCGAAUCAUUCCAACCAUCGCUGAUUUCGAAGGGCACCCUAUUGAACUCAUCAGCAUUCUGGAUCCAGCCAUUGAAAAUUCGUUGAAAGGCGAAAAGAAGUUCCGGUUUCACCAGGAGCUUCUGUCUAUGGAAAAGAAGGCGAACGAUGAUCUUGCUCGAUGCACAAAGCAAUAUGGCUACCACUACAUUUUCAGGGCUGGUCUCCAGCAAUACUACAUGACGAAAGCUGUCGUCGAAAGAAUCAAUUUUUGGAGACCGGAUCAUCGUGGCGAUGAAUAUCGUGUUCAUGCUCAGAAGCUGUGCUAUGAAGCAAUGGAAAUGCGAGUCAUCCUAAACACUGCAGAGAAAAGAAUAUUGGUACAAGCCACGGCUUGUCUUCCAGAUGACGCGUUGAAGUUCUGGAAAUGGUUGGAAAAUAAUCGGGUAGCUUACCACGCAAUGAAGGUUUGCAUUGCGAUGUUGAACAAUCUCAAUUAGCCCUCACAGCCCCCGAGCUUGCUGUUUUUUGCUUCUCACUAAGGAUUGUCUUUCACGUCCCACUCCUGUCUCAAAUCUAUCAAAAAAGUAACGCCCUACCGAAGAGCAUCAUUCGAUAAAUCCGACAACGCGCCAGCUUCGCCCACAUUUACCUACCAAUUCUUUUCUCCGGCUUGUCCGGUUUCAUUCUCAGAUAAG